AUGAAGAACGAUCGUCAACACAGACGGAAGAGAGUGGGUGACUGGCUCCCCGAUCACGACGUUCACCGAGAAUGGCUCGGCGGCAUCAUCCAAGAGGUGGAUCAGAACCCCAAAGAUCUUCACCCGGUCUUGGUCGAAUUCAAGGAGUUGAUCGAAAACAACACUCGAGUGUACAUGCUCUUUGAGUCCAUGUUUGAGCAGGUCCCUAAGAAGGAGCCCUACAACAACGACCCUCGCGGCGAGGGACAUCCCCAGGUCCGCGACUAUAUCCAUAUGCUUCGUGUCAUUAAUCACAUAUUGACCACGCCGCCAUCAUGGUCCGAGAGCUCGGCGCGCACUGGACUGGUGGGCCUUCCGUUCAACGCCCUCUUCGAUUGGCCCAUGGGAACAGCUUCGGGGUACGCCGUGUUUCUUGACCCAGACAUAAACAAAAUGUUGAAGAAAGUCCUCAAUGCAUGGGGAGACUUUCUUCGCUCUCCAGAAUCGGCAAAGGUCCUGGAGAAAGACGCUCAAGGGAGCUGGUUUGGUCCGCAUGGCCAGGAGGAGCUCACCACGACAGCCAAUUUGGGCAAGACAGGUUACAAGUUUGAGGAAUUGUUCCAGUGCGAUCCAUCAAAGCCUCACAUGGGUUACAAAUCCUGGGAUGAUUUCUUCACGCGGCUCUUCAAGGAGGAGGCACGGCCGACGGCCAGUCCCGAGGACGACAAUGUGAUUGCAAACGCGUGCGAAUCCAAGACAUUCAAGGUGGCGCGCGACGUCAAGGCGCGAGACCAUUUCUGGCUCAAGGGACAGCCGUAUUCAGUGAUCGACAUGUUGGCACAGGAUCCCUGGGCGGACAAGUUCGUUGGAGGGACCGUAUACCAAGCUUUUCUUAGCGCAUUGAGCUAUCAUCGCUGGCAUGCACCUGUCUCUGGCAAACUGGUCAAAGCAUACGUGGUGAACGGGACAUACUAUUCCGAGCCUUUGUUCGAAGACUUCAAACCCGACCACCCUGCGGAUCCUGAGGGAGAAGUCACCAGUCAAGGAUAUUUGACAGCCACGGCCACUCGGGCGAUCAUGUUCUUUGAAGCAGACAAUCCAGCUAUUGGGCUCAUGGCGUUUUUAGGCAUCGGUAUGUGCGAAGUAUCGACUUGCGAAAUCACGGUCAAGGAGGGUCAGCAUGUGAAAAAGGGCGACGAGAUUGGUAUGUUUCACUUCGGAGGAUCGACACAUUGCUUGAUGUUCAGGAAGGGGGUUCGUGUCGAAGGAUUUCCAGAGCCACAUCCUGAGCAUAAUAUCCCUGUGCGAAGUGAGUUGGCGAAGGUGAAGGUGUAG
Molecule: messenger RNA, 1314 nt
Organism: Fonsecaea pedrosoi CBS 271.37
Lineage: Eukaryota; Fungi; Ascomycota; Eurotiomycetes; Chaetothyriales; Herpotrichiellaceae
Exons: 2
Coding region: 1-1314 (437 amino acids)
Biological process (GO): phosphatidylethanolamine biosynthetic process
Cellular component (GO): mitochondrion
Molecular function (GO): phosphatidylserine decarboxylase activity
Source: RefSeq, a predicted model, not a curated record